CACUUUCCUCUGUGUUCUUCUUCACUUUAGUUUUGUGUCUGGAGUGUCCCUCUCUCUCCUCUUUCUUUUUCUAGGUGAUCUGCAUGCGACAGCCCAGUCCGCUCUGAUCCGCACCAAGCGGUUUCGUCUGUGCCGGUUCGUGGCACUCGAACUUCGCAUCCUACGACAUCAAAUUUAUUCCGCGUCGGUUACGUGCAGUACGCUUCAUAUCUGUAUCUGUGCUUCCAGCUAAAUUGAAAGCGGGGGAAAGUGCCAAGGCGGAGACAGAGAAAAUGGAGUUUUCCUAACACUCUCGACACGAACGCUGGUCUUGUCAAGAGGCGAGGCGGAAGAGACCGGAGAAGUCGUUCCCGUUUGGGAGAGUCCGUUUAGCACAGGAGAAACGAGUUCUCUUCAAGUCCUUGCGACUCUAGGUGUUUUGGCUGCUGUGUUUAUUUUUCGUCUCCCAAAUUUAUUCUAAAUUUGACCGUUUCCUUUCUUCUGUCCAGACACCUGCAUGUCGCCUCGGGUGCUCACUCGGUGCUGCGCUGUGAAUCAGGCCGGUGGUGAUUUGAUCAGCGUCUCUUAUUGGAUGUGAGUUCCCCCACGUUUAUUCGCCCUUUCCCCUUCUUUUACCCACUGUUUCCUCUCUUCGUUCUUAACAAGUUUCCUUUUUUUACCCGCAGCUUUUCUUCCUCUGUAUCCACGGUCUUUUCCGCUCGAUUUUCCUCGCUUCCCUUUGAGACUGAAAACCACUUUCCCUCCCCACCACCUUGAACCUUCUCCGAAGAACAGCGCCGUCUGCUUCGUCCUGGAGUUCCACGCUCGCUUGUUUCUCUUUCGUUUUCUGUGGCUUCUCGGAUUUGCGUUCGAACCUUUUCUGGGGCCGCCUCUUUGGCGGUUUUCUGUCGAGAUGUUGGUGUCGGAGACCGCGAGAGUCGCUGUGUACGUUCACCUUCGCGUCCGUUGAAUCUGCGGCGCGCGUGUCACUUUUCUUCUGAGGUCUUCUUUCCAUCUUGUUGAGUCUGCGGCGUCUCACUUGUCCUGUGCCUAUCGCCGAACUCGCCCUUCUCUUUCGUCUCGCUCUGAAAAUGCUGGACUCUCUCUACGGGGAUUUGCCUCCGCCCUCCAAGGACGAAGGCUGCCCCCCCAAACCGACCUCUCUCCUCGGGUCACUCUACGAUGACCUCGACGACACUCCCGACACCUCGUCUUCUUCCUCGGCUUCUUCUUCCUCUUCGUCGUCUUCUGCUCUCUUCGCUUCGUCUUCGUGGACAGCUGAGAGGCUGCAGAUGCUGACGCCUGCAGUGGUGCGGAAGCAGACGCUGAAGUCAGCUAGUGGCCUGGGCGCGGCGUCUUCGCAGACAGCUGGCCAAGCGAGCUCGAGCAAGCCGCCGCUGGACGUCGCUGCGGUGGCGGCGGCGGCCAGCGCGGCGGCGGCGGCGGUGGCGGCGCAGCUGAAGGCGGUGAAGAGCGAGGCCUUCGGAGACAGGGCGCGGAGUCUCUUCGGGCGCGGAGACAGGGAGAAGGCCGAGGCUCUGGGCGCCAGCGACGAGGCUGCAUCGGCGCCAGGAGUGGCAGGAGGCGUGAAGAGGGAUGAGUCCGAGAAAGGCGAGAGCCUCAGGGCGCUGGGCAGACUGGGUGUGGAGACAGCAGAGGGAAGACGGGGACACCAAGGCGGCGACAAAGAGACAGAGAGCAGUGGAUUCGUCAGCAUCGGCCAAAUGAAAGACGAAUACGACCCAGGAACCCCCAAUGACUACAGCGCCAUCUACCGCGAGAAAAUCAGGAAGCAACAGCGAGAGGAACUCGAGAGACUUCGACAACAGGAACUCGACAAACAAAGAAGGGAUCGAGAACUUCCCGGAUCAGGUUCUUCUUUGUCGGGAGUGGCAUUCGGAGAUUCGCCUUCGACGCCCAGCCCGCCAGCAGCUCCUCCUGCGCCCCCAGUGCUGCCGUCGUACAUCGACCCUGCAAAGAAGUCGUUCGCGGCGCGCAUGAUGGAGAAAAUGGGAUGGAAGCAUGGGGAGGGUCUCGGCGUCAACAAACAGGGAAUUACAGCUCCUCUCGUGGCGAAAAAGACUGCUAUGAGAAGCGGCGUCAUUGUUCAGGGCGCCGAGGUGGUCCAAGCGGCAGCACAGGUGCGGGCGCAGUUCAACCGGCCGCCUACGCGGGUGCUUUUGUUGCUGAACAUGGUGGGUAGGGGAGAAGUAGACGAAGAUCUGAAAGAAGAGACCGAAGAAGAAGCUGCUAAAUUUGGAAAUCUCCUCCAGGUGAAGAUCGUGGAGGCGGCAGAGGCACCCGACGAUGAGGCGGUCCGCAUUUUUUGCGAGUACGAAAGAAAAGAGGAAGCGACGCGUGCGUUCAUGACCAUGAAUGGUCGCGUGUUUGGUGGGCGAACUGUGAAGGGCCGAUUCUACUGUGAGGAGCGGUGGGGGAAAGACGACUUAAUGCCAAACCCCGAGGAAGAGGCAGACAAACCCCUCGACUAAGAAGCAGCUCACGAGCCAGGUGUCCAUCGAGAGGAAAGACGGGACACAGAGACCGAAAACAGGAAAAAGGAAAGCGAGGACGACCAGGCACAAGAAUCUGGGGGUGUCAGCUGUGAGCACAGUGAUGGACUGCGGGCGUUAUUACACGAUAUCUACUGUAUAUUGUUGCACAUUUUCUUUUGUCUCCUGGAGUACUUUUAUCAACUCAACGCGCAUAGGAACACGAACGGUGGCGAACGUACUGAUGGCGGGGGUUUGAAGGCGCGGAGCGAUUCGGACACGGGGCACAGUGACUGCAGAAAAGAGCAGAGGAUGGGACUGAAACAAACAGCAAAACGUUUCGAGUGUGUCCACGGCGUCCGACUGCGAAAAACCAGAGAAGGGCGCCGUCGUUUUUUGGCAGUGGUGAAGUCGCCACAGACGCACACAAAAGCCCUUUUCGGUAAAAAGAGUCAGCCGCAAUCAGUGGUAACGGUCCGUCGCUGGGCAAACCGAUAGGAGAUUUGCACGAUAAAAUGUGGAGAUAGAAGUCGCCCAUGCGCUUGUACGCAUGUUGUUUUCAAGGCAAAUAUACAUAUAUACACAUAUAUGUGUACAAAUUUAACUAUGUCUCUAUGUGUGUAGGGGUAGCAAGGGGAUGUGUCUCCAGGUGGACCAUCUGUUGUAAUUAUCUAUUCCAAGUAUCUAUUGUCUCUG
Toxoplasma gondii ME49 is the source of this 3167-nucleotide messenger RNA. Its product is annotated as G-patch domain-containing protein. Bases 1071 to 2471 code for a protein of 466 amino acids. Gene Ontology annotation, molecular function: RNA binding. Gene Ontology annotation, biological process: mRNA cis splicing, via spliceosome. The record is from RefSeq and is a predicted model, not a curated record. The transcript is spliced from 3 exons. Gene Ontology annotation, cellular component: precatalytic spliceosome. NCBI's taxonomy places the organism in Eukaryota, Apicomplexa, Conoidasida, Eucoccidiorida, Sarcocystidae.